AUGCUUCGGCACGAAUUGGGCAAUCUAGCACUGGCGCGCGAAGAUUGCACACAAGACCAAACGACUACACGGCCCAACACGCUCUUGGAUGAUGCUGAUGAUAUACAGAGGCAAUUGGACAAUGAAGUACGCGAUCGACUUCAAUAUGGGCAGCCGAAGACCAUUUGGGUGUUUCAUUUACCAACGCAAUUUCCUGAGGUGGUGACUAGUCCUUCUAAUCUGGUGAAACGAUUUCACACCUUUUCCAAGACCAAACACAAAAAGCAAACAAAGGAGAACGAAAAAGAUCAACAUAAAUGGUAUCAAGAUUAUCCCGAAUGCAAUGGCCGAUCACAAUCACCCAUUAACAUACCAACAAAGGGACUAAUAACGGCCAAACAUAGUCGAAGCCUAGUCUUCGCUAAUUAUGACUUACGUCCUCACAGUUAUUAUAUACGUUACAACAGAGACCGUUUUAUUCUAUUCGGAUUCUGGGAUCCAAACCACAGACCAAUGGUUUAUGGUGGAGCUGGUCACAGUCGCCGCUACCUCUUCCAUUCUAUGACCUUACGCUGGCCCUCAGAGCACAAGAUAGAAGGAGUACAAUGCCCUCUCGAGACACAGGUGUUACACAUCUCGGCGGAGUAUAGAACUAUGAGAGAUGCAAUUGCCGCCUCUCCCAGAGAUCGUUUGGCAUUCCUUGGGAUUGUUAAUCUAUUUAUGUAUCAGAACACUACUCAACGCGGUGUUAAAGAAGUAAUUAUGGCUAUGAAGACUAGAACGUUAAAUUCUAGUAUUCUUCAAUACCCCCUGAGUUUCUUCAAUCCGCCGUUCAAGAAAUACGCAUGCUAUCAAGGUUCGCUGACGGCACCGCCAUGCACAGAGGCUGUGUUAUGGCUCAUAAGAGCUAAAAGUUUACCGAUCACGCGGCACGAAGCUCGGUCCUUGCAAAACCUUAUGACAGAAGAGUACCAAGGGAGUCACCUGCGGCAAACACAACCGUUGAAUGAUCGCAAGAUAUAUCUGUUUAACUAA
Messenger RNA from Zerene cesonia (dogface butterfly), 1014 nucleotides. Its product is annotated as carbonic anhydrase 1-like. The transcript is spliced from 8 exons. The record is from RefSeq and is a predicted model, not a curated record. Bases 1 to 1014 code for a protein of 337 amino acids. Gene Ontology annotation, molecular function: carbonate dehydratase activity; zinc ion binding. NCBI's taxonomy places the organism in Eukaryota, Metazoa, Arthropoda, Insecta, Lepidoptera, Pieridae. Gene Ontology annotation, cellular component: cytoplasm.